Messenger RNA from Coniosporium apollinis CBS 100218, 1017 nucleotides. RefSeq lists its product as uncharacterized. Bases 1 to 1017 code for a protein of 338 amino acids. NCBI's taxonomy places the organism in Eukaryota, Fungi, Ascomycota, Dothideomycetes. The transcript is spliced from 3 exons. The record is from RefSeq and is a predicted model, not a curated record.
AUGUCGAUAAUAGAUAUACCGGAUAGCCCCUCUUCCGGGACGAGCGAGGCUGUUGCUGAUGAGAGAGAUGAACAGCCGUGGGAAUCGUGGGAACUCGAUGAAUUUAGCAUGCUGCUAGACAGCGAAAGGAGUGUGGACAAGCUUCUAAAAGCUCCAAAGGACGCUAUAAGCUCAAAACAAAAAGCAGCCCUGCGGUCGAUCGCCGGCCACUUUUGCGCCGAUGAGCACGGCCCCGACGAGCUCGGCCCCGAGAGCCAGGUUGGCAGCGGCACCCGGAAACGACGGCAAACCCAGGCCCCAUCGGAUGGCGCACGGAAGCGAGCCCGCCGGGCGCCAGCAACGGCCCGCCCCGCACCACCAGCACGCAAUCCGAUGAACCCGAUCAUAAGGCUGGACACGCUCUCGCUUGAUCCCGUCGUCAAUCGCUUCCUGCAAAGCCACGGGCCGGACGCCCCAGUAUUUCUUGCCCGGGCUGGUGGUCAAAUACGGGCCACAGUUAAAGAUACUGAGGCCGGUUCUGAUGCCGACGCCUUUCUAGAGCGGUACAAGCUUACCCUUAACCUGAACGCCCAACUUGACACAAACAACCAGCUUUGGUGCUACUCCAUGCUGUUUUAUUAUGACCUUGUAAAGCAAUACAACCCUAACGGCUCUGGACGCGUUGGAGACCUAAUGUGGGAGGAUAUUGUCGCGUGGUUUGGUCGGGUGCUUAAUAAUGCCCCAAUCUGUGCCGCCGACCUCGUGAAGAACCUUAACAAGUGGUCCGUCUUGGGAAAGAGGCUACACAACCUCUCUGUUGAGUUUGGUUCCGGAUUCGUGUUUUUCCUCGGGCAUGUUCUUUCGAGAAACUUCGUGGCUAAUAGACUUACUGGUAGUGGCCGCUACUUUGACGAUGCGGUCUUGAAACUUCGUGAGCUCAAACUCGCGGAUAUAGCAGCCGAGUCGCGCGCCAACGAACUAGGUCAGGCGAUCCGUGAUCAUCUAAUCAAGCCGUUCAAGGCGCUGGGGCCAGCGUAG